UGGGGAGGGACCCUCAAGCUGAUCCAGGCCAUGGACAGGGACAAUUCCCAGCACCCCAGGGUGCUCCAAACCCGAUCCAGCCUGGCCUUGGACACUCCCAGGCAUCCAGGGACAGCCACAGCUUCCAUGGAAAUCCAUUCCAGCUCCUCCCAGGGAAGAAUUCCUUCCCCAUAUCCCAUCCACGUCUCCCCUCUUUCUGCACAAAGCCAUUCCCACUUUUCCAGCUCGUGCACAAAUCCCAGAGGGUUUUUUGCUCCUUCAUUUUUUCCUUUUUUUCCCUUUCUCCUGCUUAAAAGGAUGCCGAAAUGUCCCAAAGAAAAAUUCUUUCCAUGUGAUCCCAGCACUUUCCCUCUUGGCCGGAACUCUGGAUGUGGUUUUGGGUUCUGUGGUGGAGUUUUUUUCAUCCUCUUAUUUUUUUUUUAAUCCAAUUUUUUUCACUUUUUAUUUCCAUCCCUGGGAGAGACCCUGCAGAAUUCCAGACUGGCAGCGAAUCCCGAGGAAACCAGAGUGGGACAAAGGUGCAGGAGCCCUGCACAAGUCGGUGCAAGCAAAGAAUCGGAAAUUUUUCCUUUUGCCAAGUUUUCCCAAGGAUCCAGCCUGACUUUCCGUGUUUCUCUUGGAUCCCAGCACGGAAGCUGCAGCCUGCCCGGAGAGCUGCAGCUGAGGAGCAGCGAGGGAAGGAAAAUCCAGGGAUUCUGAGGGUCGAGCUGCUCCCCGGGAUGGGCGCCCUGAUCCUGCUGCUCCUGCUCUCCGCCGGGAACGCCGGAUCCCAGCCGGGCGCGGCGCUGCCCCGGCGGCGCCUGGCGUGCGUGAGGUGCUGCGGGCCCUCGGAGCAGCCCGUGUCCAUCCUCUCCCAAAGAUCCACCAGGAUGAGCAUCCAUGCCCGGUAUUCCGUGCCCAAAAUCCGGCCCACCAUCGACAUCACCAUCCUCAAAGGCGAGAAGGGCGAGGCGGGCGAGCGGGGCCGGCCGGGGGCUGCGGGGCCGGCGGGAGCUCCGGGCCCGCGGGGACCGAGCGGCCACAAGGGCCAGAAGGGCCGGGCGGGCCCGCAGGGCCUCUCCUGCCAUCAGCGCUUCGCCGCCUUCUCCGUGGGCCGCCGGCAGCCCCUGCACGGCUCCGGCCGCUUCCAGCCCGUGGCCUUCGACACGGAAUUCGUCAACCUCUACCAGCACAUGGACGCGUCCUCCGGGAGGUUCCUCUGCCACGUGCCCGGCGUUUAUUACUUCAGCCUCAACGUGCACACGUGGAGCUUCAAGGAGGCCUUCGUGCACGUGAUGAGGAACGAGCGCGCGGCCGCCGUGCUGUACGCGCAGCCCGGCGACAGGGGCGUCAUGCAGAGCCAGAGCCUGAUGCUGCAGCUGCGGGAAGGGGACCAGGUGUGGGUCAGGAUGUUCAAGAGGGAGCGGGAAAACGCCAUUUACAGCCAGGAGUCGGAUGUGUUCGUCGUCUUCAACGGGCACCUGGUGAAACCCGCCCUGGAGUAGGAGCUCCUCAGCCCAGGGCAGAGCUUUGGGACAUCCAGCGGUGUCCUCCCUCCAGAAUUGUGUCUCUAAUUCCGUUUGGAAUGGUUGUAGCCAUGGAAAGAGUUGUUUUCCCACGUCUGCACCCAGACUUUUUUUUUUUUAAUCCAGUUUUUUUCAAUUUUUAUUUCCAUCCCUGGGAGAGGCCCUGCGGAAUUCCAGACUCAGUGAAUUUUUUAAUCCAAUUUUUUUCAAUUCCAAGCUGCGCAGGAAUUCCAGAGGGUUCCCAGCUCCCUUUGUGAACGUUCCCGGGGUUUGUCCAGUUGACAGCAAAAAUUUCCCUCUUUCUCUGCGUCUCCCAUUCUUCUGAAAUAUAUCCAACCUUGGAAGGUGGUUUUCCCACUUAUUUACGGAUGGAGGAGACUGUUCCAGCUGCUCAAGAAUUCCAGGAGUUUUCCAGCUCUCAGUGUAGCCCCUCAGGAACAUCCCUGAAGAGUUGCCAAGUCAGCAGCAAAACGUUUCCCUUCCUUCCCUGCAUCUCCCAUUCCAUUUGGAAUAUCUGUAGCCCUUGGAAUUCUGGUUUUCCACCCCUCUGUGGACAAAUUCCACCUGCACAAAAAUUCCAGAAGAUUCCCAGCUCCCUGUGGAUGAUCCCCCAAAAUUUGCAGAGUUGGCAGCAAGAUUUCCCUCCUUCGCUGUGCUUUGGGGAAGGAAUUACAAUAAUUAGGAUAUCAUUAGGAUAAAAAAAUUAUCCCUAAGGACCAGCGCCGUUAUCCAGGUGCUAAUUAAGGAAUUUUUUUAUUCCUGCAAAAAUCUCGGAUAAUUAGAGCCCCUCCCUGCCCCAGCAGCACCAGGUCGAGUCCUCUCAGGCAGAAUUUUGGCAUUAAAAUCAAUAUUUUGCACAGGAAUUAAUCCCAAAUUCCAUUCCGUGUCAUAUUCCACAAUUCCAGCAGAACGGUGGAAUUAGAGAAAUACCAGAAAUACCUGGAUUUGGGAAAGCUUUUCCAGGGAAACUGAGCCCGGUACAAACACAAACUCCAGAGGAAAACUCCCCAUGAGGACACCCAGCCUGGCUGGGAUUGCUUCCCAACUGAACAAAAGGGUGGGAAUUUGGGAUUUGCCAAGCUGGGAUUUCAGGCUGUGCUCCCAUCUGGACAUUCCCAUCUUGGAGCACCAUCAUUUCUGGAAAACGGAGGAAAAACUGGAGAGCAAAAGGAAAUUUUAAUUAUUAUUUUUAGGGAUUUUUUUAUUUUUAGGAAUUUUUUUUUCCAGAAAUCACCAUCUUGGAGCACCAUCAUUUCUGGAAAAUGGAGGAAAAACUGGAGAAAAAAAGGAGUUUUCCUUCAAACAGUAAAUUCCAGGGAUCUGGGAUUUUUUCCUAAAUAAUUACGGAUGGAACCAUGGUGCAUGCAGCAAAGCCCAUCAUUUUAUCCCAUUCCUUCUUUUCCUUUCUCCCAGUCUUUUUUUUUCCUUCCCAAAUCUUUUGUACAAAGGAUCCAGGGAAAUUCCUGCCAGGAAAAUGCUUCCAUGGAUCUCACCUCCCCCAGCUUCGGGAAAAGUAGCUGAAAUAAAGAUUUU
Prinia subflava (tawny-flanked prinia) is the source of this 3038-nucleotide messenger RNA. It is a transcript of the gene C1QTNF8, whose product is annotated as C1q and TNF related 8. Gene Ontology annotation, molecular function: protein binding. The record is from RefSeq and is a predicted model, not a curated record. NCBI's taxonomy places the organism in Eukaryota, Metazoa, Chordata, Aves, Passeriformes, Cisticolidae.